This is a messenger RNA of Epinephelus lanceolatus (giant grouper), 2932 nucleotides long. It is a transcript of the gene grinaa, whose product is annotated as glutamate receptor, ionotropic, N-methyl D-aspartate-associated protein 1a (glutamate binding). The record is from RefSeq and is a predicted model, not a curated record. Gene Ontology annotation, cellular component: membrane; Golgi apparatus; endoplasmic reticulum. Lineage: Eukaryota; Metazoa; Chordata; Actinopteri; Perciformes; Serranidae. Gene Ontology annotation, biological process: negative regulation of apoptotic signaling pathway.
CUCUCGACCUGACUCAGUUGUUCAGUCCGAGUCCAGAUCAGGAGGAGGAGGAGGGAGAGUUAAUGUCGGCAGCUACUGUGGAGUAAACACAUUAAAGAUUGUUCUAGCAGCAGAGUGAGCCUUCCCCCACACCAUGUCCCAGGACAAGAGUGGAUACCCUGUUAUGGGUGAGAGCAACCCACUUCAUAACAAUGUCUACGGACCCCCUCAGCCAGGCUUCGGCAUGCCCCCACCCAACUAUAGCCAAGCCCCAGGGGGACCGUACCCACCAGCAGCAGGCUACGGACAGCCAGGCUUCCCCCAGGCAGGCCCGGGUUUCGCUCCUGGUCCCUACCCUCAGAUGCCUUACCCUCAGAUGCCCUACCCACAGGGACCCUACCCUCAGGGGCCUUAUCAGCAAGGUGUCGCACAGCCAGGCUUUCCCGGUGACCCCACGGCACCUGCUGGCAGCCCUGGUUACCAUGGUGAUGGACCUCCAUCUUACUACGACAAUGAGGAGUUCACCAACUCUGGCUUUGAGGACAAGACCAUCCGACAAGCCUUCAUCAGAAAAGUCUUCAUGGUUCUCACAGUGCAGCUUCUGGUCACUUUCUCCUUUGUUGCUGUCUUCACCUUCGUCGAUGACGCCAAGUACUUUGUGCGACGUAAUCCAUGGACAUAUUACGUGUCCUAUGCAGUCUUCUUUGUGGCUCUGAUCGUCCUCAGCUGUUGUGGAGACUUCCGCCGCAAGCACCCCUGGAACUUGGUUGCACUGUCCAUCCUGACCUUGAGCCUGUCCUACAUGGUGGGCAUGAUCGCCAGCUUCUACGACACGGAUACCGUCAUCAUGGCCGUCGGCAUCACUGCAGUGGUCUGCUUUACCGUCGUGCUCUUCUCGCUACAGAGCAAGUAUGACUUCACUUCCUGUCGGGGCGUGCUGUUUGUGUGCCUGAUUGUGCUCCUGCUCUUCUCGUUCCUCUGCAUCUUCAUUCGCCACAAGAUACUGCACAUUGUUUAUGCCUCACUGGGGGCCCUGCUCUUCACCUGCUUUUUGGCUGUGGACACUCAGCUUCUCCUGGGCAACAAGAAGCUGGCUCUGAGUCCAGAGGAGUACAUUUUUGCUGCCCUCAACCUCUACACUGACAUCAUCAACAUUUUCCUCUACAUCCUGGCUAUUGUGGGACGCUCCCGUGAAUGAGGCUGCACCUUGGAAAGAACAGGAGGGAGAUAAAGAAUGCCUCCCUUUAUUGUGAAACAUCGCUAACAUGCUCUCCUAAAUCCUUUAACUUUUUCUUCACUUUCUUUUCCCAUGGCACUCCUCAUUUUCUUUCCUAUCACACACAUGUUUUUUUAAGAACAGGUAGUUGUGCUGUGAACCAGAUGCAGCCUAUCAUAAAAAUCCAGCUGAGAGGGACAUUAUUUAUUUAACACAAAUCUUGCCAUUAAUGACAAAAUGAUUUCCUCAAUUUUGACCACUCUGCUUGCUGUAACUGUCCUCUGCUUCUACUAACACAGAAGGCUACAUUACCUAUCCCCCCACUUCUGGUUUGGCUCGGCACAAACCGUGUUAAACAUGUUAUCCUGUGGAUGCUUGGCACUCAGCCUUGCCUUGCUGCAGAGAUUAAACAGAAAAAGAGCAGGGACGGUAUCCUCAGCACCUAAUAUUGAUGCAAACCUGCUUUGCCUGAAGAGAGUUAGUGCUAGAAAUUCCCUCCGCUUUCAAUCUGUCUUUUCUCCAAAACGUAUCUCUCCCUUUGAGCCCGCUGGUGUUCAGUAACUCUGCAUGGCAACACUGGAAACACAACUAAAGAUGUGUUAUGAUUCUUUAGAGCUACCAGGGGGAUACCUCUAGCUUGCUUGUCACAGCUGUAUAUAGUUAUGUGUACUAUUGUAUAUGAUGCUAGUAUAUCCUACCCCAAUGCCCCUGAAAGGCAUGCUGGAGUGAUUCGUAUGGAUGUGUUGCUUUUCGGGAAAAAUUUGCUCUGAUAUCAGAACGUCACACAUACCCAGUACUGUAACUAAAAUAGUAUAAUGGCAAACGAAUGAAGAUCAAUGUUGGAUGUAUAUGACUAACAAGAACAUAAUAUUUAUAAACUAUAUAUUCUUAUGGAAUAUCUUUUCAAAAGGAAGAAGAAAUUAUGUUUUGAAAUAAUUUCCAAAGCCGACAUGUCCUCUUACCCUUCUUCCUUUUUUUUCCUUACUGUCCUCACUAAUUUCCUCUCAUCUGGUCAUUAACAUGAAGUGACAUUCUAGUGCUGUAUUAAUUUUUUCCUUAUUAUAAUCAAUGUGAACUAAAGUUUAAGUAUAGGAAUUUCUGACCACUCCUAUGCCAAGCUGAUCCAAGUUUCACAGCCACUGGAUUUUAAUAUAACUCUCGUGAAGUAGACAGACGACAGACUUAUAACUUAUCUAUUUAUUGAGCUUGAUGUAGAUAACAGGGUUGCUUUGAGGUUGCUUUUGGCUGCUGUUGAGAAAACACAAACUCCACCUGGAAAGUUUAAAGACUAUUAUUUAAGGUGAUUGUGAAACCAUCACAUGCUGGUUACACUCAUAAGCUAAAGGAAUCAAAAUGCACUGGAAGCCGAAAUACUCAUUAAACACACACAACUUGAAUGAUAUAUUUAACAUGAGCAUUUAUUUGUUUUGAUUUUUCACCUCUUGCAUGACUCUCUCCUCUCAUUUGCAUGUGCGGAUAAUGCGCACUGUACAGGUAUUCCUGUUUUGGGGAGACACAGUGUUGUUUGGCAGCCCUGUUAGACUUUUUUUAACUCUUGUGUUUGUAUCUAACUAACGUGUAUGUGUACAUAGAACUCCUUAGUGGUUUGAUGUGUAUAGAUAAAGUCAUUUCGGGGCUUUGUGGGUCUGUUUGCAUUGUAUAUUUGCAUUAAAUCAAAGUGGAACCGCAUUCCUCUACACUGCUGUUCGCUUUUCAUUAAAACUGAUACAAUGUAAA